Molecule: messenger RNA, 3567 nt
Organism: Periophthalmus magnuspinnatus
Lineage: Eukaryota; Metazoa; Chordata; Actinopteri; Gobiiformes; Gobiidae
Product: prospero homeobox protein 1-like
Exons: 7
Coding region: 324-2840 (838 amino acids)
Biological process (GO): regulation of transcription by RNA polymerase II
Cellular component (GO): nucleus
Molecular function (GO): RNA polymerase II cis-regulatory region sequence-specific DNA binding; DNA-binding transcription factor activity, RNA polymerase II-specific
Source: RefSeq, a predicted model, not a curated record
GCGGCUUCGAGGCGAGUGCGGAGAGAUUGUUGGACUGAACGGUGCACUCGAUACUAAACACUGCUCAUCCCGGAGGAGAGCGGUGUCUCUCUCACACUGUCUACGAGCUGCUCUCUCACCGGGCACGCACGCACACACACGCGCGCACGCACGCACACUCUGCUCUGUGCGCCUCUACUUCCCAGUAGUAAAGUCCGCGCAGACCAGUCUCCUGUGUGCGCAGUUUCUUCGAAGGAGUCGCUCCGAGGAACCAGAGGAACAAACGCCCUGAGCCCGUUCCCUUGGCGAGGACCCCGCGCGUGCCCAUGUAGCUGCCCUGCGGGAUGCCUGAUCAUGACAGCGCCCUCCUGAGCGCACAAACCAAGCGCAGACGAGUGGAUAUCGGCGUGAAGAGGACCAUCUACAGCCGCGCCCGGGACGCUUACGAAGGCAUGAACCAAUCACACGCGGCCGAACAGGACGGGGACUGCUCAUUGGUCAGCCACAGCCAUGGUGGGUCCAAUGGCGACAGUGAAAAGUCCAAUGUUCUCAGAAAACUGCUGAAGAGGGCCAACUCCUACGAAGACGCCCUGAUGCCCUUCCCCGGGGCCACCAUCAUCUCCCAGCUCCUCAAGAGCAACAUGGCUAAGAACGGAGGCAGUGACUCGGGCUUCCAGGGCAGUGGGGCCAUGUCCAGUGGGGGCUCAGAGAUCCAGGGGGAGGACGGCUGUAGUAACUCUUCCAGGGACAGGGACAGUCCGUCCGACUGCCUGUCCCCAGGGCCCCCUCUGCCGCCCACCUCCUCUUCUGCCUUCAGAGGCCCUCCUCCUGUCUCCCUCCUGACCUCCCACGCCCCCUCUCAGCCUCUGGCCCUGUCCUCCUUCGACCUGGACCGUCUGUCGGACGAGCACCUGCGGGCCAAGCGCGCCCGCGUGGAGAACAUCAUCCGCGGCAUGAGCCAUUCCCCGCUGGUCCGCUCCAGCACUGGAGAGCCAGGCAGAGACGACAGCAGCGGCACAGAGCACAGAGGGGACCCCCACCAUGGCUCCUCUCUCCUGGGCUCUCCGGGCUCACGAGGAGGGGUCAGUGUGGAGGUGUACCGAGAGAACAAGAGGAAACAGCGACUGCCCCAGCAGCAGCACAGCUUCACUCAGCUGGUGUGCUCCAGACAGGAGCAAAGGCAAGAGGAGAGGAGACAGCUCCGGCUGCAGCUCGAGGACAUGCAGAAACAGCUGCGGCAGCUCCAGGAGAAGUUCUACCAGAUUUAUGACUCUGAGACAGAGGACGAGGACACAGGAGCAGAGCGUGGAGCCGACAGGGAGGAGGACGGGAACAUGUCCGAGGACAGCAUCCGCUCCGACGGGCUGGAGGACAGGCACAGGGACAGCCACAGAGACAGGGGGCGCCCUGAUGACCUGUCUGACCUGGACCCUGGGCUGUUCCUGGACAGAGCGAGGGCGCUGCUGCGAGAGCAGGCUCUGAUGGACGGAGAGUUGGAGGAGGACAGGGAGGAAGAGGACAGGAGCAGACUGAAGAGGAGAGGACCUGGGGGGAGGCACCUGGCAGAGACCCUGAAGCAGGAGCUGAACUGUGCUGUGUCACAGGUGGUGGACACGGUGGUCAAAGGCUUCUCCUCCCCAAAGCAGAGCAGUGUCCAGGGCUGCAGCAGCACGCCGGCCGCCCCCUCCUCCUCCACCUCCUCCUCCUCCUGUCCUCCCCCCUUUGUCCCCCUCCCUUCCCUCACACCAGAGUCCAGGUUCGGAGGAGGCGGUCUAGGCCUCAGUCUGAACAGUGACAGUAGUCCCACCCCAAACUUCCACUCGACCAAUCAGAGACUGCACUGCUUCGGAGACGUGCUGGUGCCCAGCCCCCUGGACUCUUUCAGUGGGCUCAGCAGACUGACCGGUGUGCCCACAGCCAAUGACCAGACAGAAGCCCUGCCUCUGGUGGUCCGGAAGAGCGGGGUUCCUGAGAGCAGUGAGCACCCCCUGCCUCCCCCUCCUCCCCCUCACCACCCCUCUCUCCACCCCUCCCCCCUCACAGCCUCUUUGGGCUUCAGCCCUCCAUCUUUUCGACACCCAUUCCCUCUGCCUCUGAUGGGCUAUCCUUUCCAAGGCCCCCUGGGGUCACACGGAGGCCCGGGCUAUCAUCCUCACGGACCCAAAGACCACCACAGGGUCUCCCCAGACUCCCUGGACAUGAGCCGGGACACCAUCAGCCUGAGGACCAAGAUGAAUCUGGGUCUGAGUCACCAUCAGCACCGGCAGAGCUCCCCUCACCAGCACCCGGACGCCCUGUCACUGUCGCUCAUCAAGUCUGAGUGUGGAGACCUGCAGGACAUGUCCGACAUCUCGCCCUACUCCAGCUCCACUAUUCAGGAGGGUCUAUCUCCCAACCACCUGAAGAAAGCCAAGCUGAUGUUCUUCUACACGCGCUACCCCUCCUCCAACAUGCUCAAGAUGUACUUCGGAGACGUCAAGUUCAACCGGUGCAUCACGUCGCAGCUCAUCAAGUGGUUCAGUAACUUCAGGGAGUUCUACUACAUCCAGAUGGAGAAGUUCGCACGUCAGGCCAUCAACGAAGGAGUGACCUCUGCCGACGAGCUGUCUGUGAGCAGGGACGCAGAGCUGUUCAGAGCGCUCAACAUGCACUACAACAAGGCCAAUGACUUUGAGGUCCCGGAGCGUUUUCUGGAGGUGGCCCAAGUGACUCUCCGCGAGUUCUUCAACGCCAUCGUGGCCGGGAAGGACGCGGACCCCUCGUGGAAGAAGGCCAUCUACAAGGUCAUCUGCAAACUGGACAGCGAGGUGCCGGAGGUCUUCAAGUCCCCCAACUGCCUACAAGAGCUGCUCCAUGACUGACUAGGCCUGGGGAGGUCGUCGACAUGGACUGUCCACCAACCUCCCAGACCUUUGAAACCAUUCGGAGAAAAGACUUACUAAAGAUCGCUUGCAGCUGAAAUUGUCCUGGCGCUUGUGAAAGACCAAACAAAAAAACAUAAAAACGUGAGAUUUUUUCAUCCUUCUUGCACUUCUUGCAACAAAAAAAGUUCCAUUAUCUUCAUCCGACUGUGGAAGAAGACCUAAUCAACAGAAGAAAUUGAAAAAUAUAUUAAUCUUUUUAUCGUGGAUGUUUUUAAGUUACAGGACAUAUUUUGAGAUAAAGUGACGUUUCUGUAUUUUUUCCUCCUUUGUAUAAGCGGACUUCUUGGAUCCCUUGGCCAGUUAGCGAAUAGGCUACACUUGUCAAAUAGAAAAAAAAGCACAGUGCCAUUCCCAAACCCUCACAAACCCUCUAACCCAUUUAGCUGUUGUUUCCACUCUUAUUGUACUGAGAAUUUUUGGGUGUUUUGACAAUGUGGCCCCCCCUGCCCGGAACCCGACAAGGUUGCCCCUCUUCCCCUAUGAACUUUGCCUUAGGCUUUUCAAUCUGACGCACAACUAUACAGCCAUGCCAUGCUCUGCAAAUCAUUACGUUUUGUCUUUAUUUUAUGAGAUCUGACAACUUAAAAGUCCUAUAUUACGCAAAAUUGACUCUUGUGAACUUUAAGCCAUGAAAUAAUGUUGUUACAUCCUCAAAAACAUAUCU